UCGGAGUCGUCACUCUCCUAAUAUGGGCUUUGACGUCACGGCGGCCUGACCAAUCAGACAUCAGAUGUGACUGCGGGAUCCCCCAGGCGGAAGCGCCGUGUAGUGUGCUGCUGUUGGAGGGAUUUAAAGCUCCGGUGCUGCGGUACUGACGGCCAUUUACCGGUGAUCGCGCCGUGUGUAGGACCUAAGCAGAAUGAAGGUCACAUCAAUAGAGUGCCGGCGGCUGUACAAGCUGCUCAGGAAGGAGCUCUCCCGCUGCCUGGUGCUGGACUGCCGGCCCUAUCUGCCCUUCUCCUCCUCUAGUGUCCGAGGAUCUCUCAAUGUCAACCUGAACUCUGUGGUGCUCCGCCGGGCUCGGGAUGGCGCGGCUCCUCUGCACUUCGUGGUACCGGAGGAGGCGGCCCGUGUGAGGCUGCGGGACGGGCAGGUGUCAGUGGUGGUGGUUCUGGAUGAGAGGAGCCAGAGGUGGCAGAAACUGAAAAAGGAGAGCACGGCUCAGAUCGUGCUUAAUACCCUGGGCAGCCUGCCCUCCGGACCCAAGAUCUGCUUCCUGAAGGGAGGAUACGAGUCCUUUCACUCUGAAUACCCAGAAUGUUGUGUAGAUCAGAAAACGUUUACUCAGGAGGAAAAUGAAACUGACCAAAAUCUCAUCCUUUGUGAAAAACUGUCUUUCCAAAAGCCGUCAUAUGAUCAGGGCAGUCCUGUCGAGAUUCUUCCAUUCCUCUACCUUGGCAGUGCCUAUCAUGCUUCCAAAUGCGAUUUUCUCGCCAACCUUCACAUCACGGCCUUACUCAAUGUCUCAAGGAAGAGCUCGGACUACUGCAUAGACCAGUACAAUUACAAGUGGAUUCCAGUUGACGAUAACCACACAGCAGACAUUAGCAGUCACUUCCAAGAGGCCAUAGAUUUUAUUGAUACUGUGAGACGCAGUGGCGGAAGGGUCCUUGUACACUGUGAAGCCGGAAUUUCCAGGUCUCCCACCAUCUGUAUGGCAUACCUCAUGAAGACCAAACGAAUACGCUUGGAAGAAGCAUUUGAGUACAUUAAACAACGCCGAAGUCUCAUCUCUCCCAACUUCAGCUUCAUGGGCCAGCUAUUGCACUAUGAGUCUGAAGUAUUUUCUUCCAAAACAAACAUCCCAGUGGUUUCAUGUAAAAGAGACAGUGUUUCCUUCUUUGCUGAAGAGAUAAACAUUGGGAAGAGCUUUGAGGGCUCUUGCUUCACGUUCCCAACUUCUGUGUUAACACCUGUCCCUCUUCGAUCACCCGUCCAUCAGCUAAAACUCAGCCCACUUGCAGCCACCUCAUCCUGUUAGCACAUAUGCUUUAAAGUGGACAAUAAGUGGUUAAACCAUUUUUUUUUCUUGUGCAAUAGUUAAAACGAUGUAUUACUAUUCUGUGCAAAGCCAAACCAGUCAAGUACAUAAAGCUACCCAGUCUGUUUAAAUAUAGGCAAACACUUUUAACUACUGCUAUUAAUGACUAUAACCAUACCAAAUUCUUUGUGGUUUUUAGGGCAGCCUUGUGAAAUGUGCUGUAGCAAAGAUAAAAUCCUUGUCUUGAGUGUAGGCAUGUAUGAGCACAGCAACUGUAGAGCUUGCAUGUAUGUUCAGCUCUAUGUUAAUGUUUGCAACCCUCACUGGAGCUGGUUUAUAAGCAUUGCUCUCAUUUACUGCCUGUGAUGCAGAGAAAUGUCCUGUGAGGAUUGCGCCUGUUACCUUCACAUUCCAGGGUCAUUGAGUACUAAGAAUUAACGCAAUAUGGGGAAAAAGUGUUAUAUAUUUAAUAUAUAUAUUAAUAAAGCAAAUAGCACUGAACCAGUUAUAGAUUUAGUUCACAAAUGUCUUGUGGUCUGUAGCUAAUGUGAAAAGCACAUGUACACUUUUUUUUUAUUUGGAGUUACCAUGUGAUGAGAACAUUCCUGCCAGCUUUGCCAUGUGAAAAGGGUGGAGGUACACCCCUCCCAUCUAUGCCCACGGCAUUUUGUGCACUUUCUGAAGCUUAUUCUGAGUAAAAGUGUCAUUUAGUCCUUUCAAAAUCCAAUGCACACUGUACACAAAAGCUUUGAAUAAUUAUAUUAUGCUCUCAGGGUGAGUGCACUACAGGAUGUAGCGAAUUAAAGUCAUGUCUCCAAUCCAUUAAAAUCUCUAUAUGAAUAUAAAAUAACAAUGAUUGUCUCUGGACUUUAAAUGGGUUUUGUUAACCUCAGCGGAAGGACAUUUUAAAUAAUUGUGAACAGUGUCUUUCACAAAACCUAUUGAAUUUGCUUUGCACCUGCAUAUCUUACAGCUAAUUGGUAACACAUAUUAUAUAAUUUAUGGUUGGUUUACUUCUUAGAAGUAGUUUUACAAGGUGUUUAAAUGGUUCAGGUGAAAAUUCUCAUUGUUUGAAAGCUUUGAAUGUCAGAGAUUCAAAUAUAAUGUUGUUCCAGUGUAAUAUUUUUAUUUUUUUGGAGGGUGGGUGGGGGAAGCCAUGUUGUCUUUGUGAGGAUUUUUUUCCAAGCCCUACAUUUUGUGUAAUUUGUACAUUGGGUAACAGUGUGGCUGGUCAUGGCAAUGCACAGAAAGAACCAAAAAUGAUGACAAAAUUAAACAGCAAUCUCCUGUUCAUAUACAUCGUCGUAUAACCUGCUUAUAAAUGCCACGGAGAUAGCAUUGAAAGACUCCAAAACAUUUUAGCACUAGUCUGUUGCAAGACUGAAGUUGUCAACACUGGAUUCUAAAAACAUGGCUGCUGACUAAAUAUUGCACACAUUGCAGUAUCCUCCUGCAACAAGAGGUGAAAGGAUAAUGUAUGUCUUUUUUUUUUUAUAUAUCUCUAUUUUACAGGGUAUAACGCAAUAAUUUUCUGAAAUGUGUUUAUUUUCAAUGAUGGUUGAAAAUAAUUUUUUUUAUUGUGCUAAUAAAGUUUUUUUUAUUUAAAAAAAA
This is a messenger RNA of Bombina bombina (fire-bellied toad), 2926 nucleotides long. It is a transcript of the gene DUSP5, whose product is annotated as dual specificity phosphatase 5. The record is from RefSeq and is a predicted model, not a curated record. Gene Ontology annotation, molecular function: protein tyrosine/threonine phosphatase activity; MAP kinase tyrosine/serine/threonine phosphatase activity. The transcript has 4 exons. Gene Ontology annotation, biological process: endoderm formation; negative regulation of MAPK cascade; protein dephosphorylation. The coding region runs from base 194 to 1315 and encodes 373 amino acids. NCBI's taxonomy places the organism in Eukaryota, Metazoa, Chordata, Amphibia, Anura, Bombinatoridae. Gene Ontology annotation, cellular component: nucleus; cytoplasm.